AUGACUGGUGCUGAACUGGCCUCAGCGGAGAGAGGCCUGCUGGAUGCGAGGACCCAUCGGGGCUGGCCUUUAGACCUGGAGGAUGGGGACCUGCUGAUCCAGCUCGAGGCCUUCAGGGAGGCCAAGGCCGAGGAUGAGGAGGAGCUGCUGCGGGUCUUCGGGGGCAUCGACAUCAACAGCCACCAGGAGGUCUUCUCUGCGCUCUUCCACAAGGUGAGCUGCUCCCCGGCGUCCGUCCACCUGCUGUCCGUGCUGCAGGGCCUCCUGCACCUGGAGCCCAGCCUCCGCUCCAGCCAGCUGCUCUGGGAGGCCCUGGAGAGCCUGGUGAACCGGGCGGUGCUCCUGGCCUCUGACGGCCAGGAGUGCACCCUGGAGGAGAUGGUUGAACGCCUCCUGUCCAUCAAGGGGCGGCCCCGCCCCUGCUCCCUGGACAAAGCCCACAAGACGCCCCGACGGCAGGCCUGGGGGGCCAGCAGCCAGGCGCGGCCCUCGCCAGCCCGCUCGUCACCAGCGUCCAGGGCGAGCGUGGGCCGGCACCGCAGCCAACAGCCCCGGAGCAGCUACAUCUCCGGGCCCCCUGCCGCGGGCGGCGUGGAGGAGAUAAUCGUGGCCCAGGUGGACAGCAGCCUGGGUUCGGCCUGGGUCCCCCGCCACCGGCGCGUGAACCCUCCCACCCUGCGCAUGAAGAAGCUCAACUGGCAGAAGCUGCCGUCCAGUGUGGCCCGCGAAGGCAGCUCCAUGUGGGCAACGCUGAGCAGCCCCGACGCCGAGGUGGUGGAGCCCGACUUCUCCAGCAUCGAGCGGCUCUUCUCCUUCCCCAUGGCCAAACCCAAGGAGCAGGCGGUGGCCCCGGCCAGGAAGGAGCCCAAGGAGAUCACUUUUCUGGACUCCAAGAAAAGCCUGAACCUCAACAUCUUCCUGAAGCAGUUUAAAUGCUCCAACGAGGAGGUCACCGCCAUGAUCCGGGCGGGGGACAGCACCAAGUUCGACGUGGAGGUCCUCAAGCAGCUCCUCAAGCUCCUUCCGGAGAAGCAUGAGAUUGAGAACCUGCGCUCCUUCGCGGAGGACCGGACCAGGCUUGCCAGUGCCGACCAGUUCUAUCUCCUUCUGCUGGGCAUCCCCUGCUACCAGCUUCGGAUCGAGUGCAUGCUGCUCUGUGAGGGCACAGCCGUCGUGCUGGACAUGGUGCGGCCCAAGGCCCAGCUGCUGCUCGCCGCCUGCGAGAGCCUGCUCACCAGUCACCGGCUGCCCGUCUUCUGCCAGCUGAUUCUGAAAAUCGGGAACUUCCUCAACUAUGGCAGCCACACCGGGGACGCCGACGGCUUCAAGAUGAGCACGCUGCUGAAGCUCACAGAGACCAAGUCCCAGCAGAGCCGGGUCACACUGCUGCACCACGUGCUGGAGGAAGUGGAGGAGAGCCAUCCUGACCUCCUGCAGCUACCCCAGGACCUGGAGCUGCCCGCCCGAGCGGCAGGGAUCAACCUUGAGGGCAUCCACGCGGAGUCCAGCACUAACCUGAAGAAGCUCCUGGAGAUGGAGCAGAAGGUGUCCUCCUCCAUCCCAGAGGUGCAGGAGCAGUACGCCCACCGCCUCCAGGCCAGCAUCACAGACUCGCAGGCGCUGGAGGAGGUGUUCCAGGCGAUCGAGCAGAAGCAGCUGGAGCUGGCUAGUUACCUGUGCGAGGACGCCCAGCAGCUGUCUCUGGAGGACACGCUCAGCACCAUGAAGACCUUCCGAGACCUCUUCCUCCGCGCCCUGAAGGAGAACAAGGACCGGAAGGAGCAGGCGGCCAAGGCUGAGCGGAGGAAGCAGCAGCUGGCGGAGGAGGAGGCCCGCAGGCCGCGGGGCGAGGGCGGGAAGGCUGCCAGGAGGGGAGGCGGGAAGCAGGAAGAGGUGUGUGUCAUCGACGCCCUGCUGGCUGACAUCAGGAAGGGCUUCCAGCUGCGUAAGACGGCCCGCGGCCGAGGGGACGCGGAGGCGGCCAGCCGGGCAGCCGCCACAGACCCCCCGAGGAACAAGGCGCCCGCCGCCACCAGGGGCCCUGUGGGAGGUACCAGCACCCCCACCUCUGAGCCUGGCCGGGACGCUGCAGCUGGCAGGGAGCCCCAGGGCUGGGAUCUCGCUGAUGCUGCUCCCACCAGCCACCAGCCCACUGGAGACUCAUCAGAGACGGGUGGCCCUGGGCCCCUGGAGAGGCGCUCUUCCUGGUACACAGAUGCCAGUGAUUUCCUGCCCACGGAGGACCCCCAGGGCCCCCAGCCCCCUGCAGGGGCCUGGCCAGUGGUACUGGGAGACGCUCAAGCCCUGAAGCCCCUCAACUUCAGUGACCAGCCCCCCAAAGCCAUGGGUCUGAGCCAAGAUGCUGAGGAGCCCAUGGCCCCGCUGGGUGCCUGCCAGGCCGAGGCCGACAGCACAGGUGAGGGCCUGGAGGACGCAGCUGCCCACGGCCGCCGCGCCGGCCUCCCCGCUGCAGGCCCCAAUGAGGAUGAGGAUGGGGAGCUCACAGCCCCAGACUCCGCGCUGGACACCUCCCUGGACAGGUCCUUCUCCGAGGAUGCCGUGACUGACUCAUCGGGGUCUAGCACCCUCCCCAGGGCUCAGGGCCGGACAUCGAAGGGCACGGGCAAACGGAGGAAGAAACGUCCCUCCAGGAACCAGGAAGGGCCUGGACCUCCCCCUGAGGCCGGCCGCUGCCCCUGGGAGUGGGCGAUUCCUCGCACAGCAGCGCCUCUGCAUCGGGAGGGCACCGCCCAGCGGCUGCACCUCUAA
This is a messenger RNA of Odocoileus virginianus texanus, 2769 nucleotides long. The record is from RefSeq and is a predicted model, not a curated record. NCBI's taxonomy places the organism in Eukaryota, Metazoa, Chordata, Mammalia, Artiodactyla, Cervidae.